AUGAACGACGACACAACAUUCUACGACUUCGCUGAAUUCCUCCAAUCAUCCCCCACCAGAGGUAGUGCCAGCUCAGCAUCUGAGACUACCGGUUUGUCCUUCUGGGAUCCCGCAUUCACUGGCACUCCCGCAACGUCGCCACCAAAUAGUGAGAGGCUCAUGUCCAGUCGAUCCGCAAUUGAUAUCACCACAACAGUAGACCUGACUUCACCAGUGACCCUGUCCUUCAACAAAGGCGCCAAGUUAUUCAAGCUAAGAUACACCAAGAUCGAUGUCUGUAGGGAUAACGCAGGUACUCUAAGGUGCAUUGAGCUUAGUGAUCCAGUCUCGCUAUCUGGUGUUUUCAUACACACAUUUGUCAGCACGAAGAGACCAAUACCACACCUUGAACAGCCAGCGACAUUAGCACAGAAAUCUCUCAGGGUGUCCUUUCUCGACGAGCAGACGGUUCAGGUAGCGCAGACCUUAUUUAAUACACAGCCUCGCUAUACUUUUGAGAGAACUAGUGAUUGUGACCGGUUUCAGGAGGCGGUCCUUGGUUUCGCAGUCAUUUUCGCGGCAGGUGUGGCAGAAAUAUCGUCCAAGGGUCGUGGAGAGGAAGCCAUCAGCCAGAAUAUCAGAGUCUGCCGACAGAAGAACGGCAGUUUAAACCUCUUGUUCUUCGCCAAUUCUCAAAGGAAGGAGAAGAAGCGAUAUCUUUCCGUCCCAGUCGAUGCAAUUGACAGUCUCGAGGUGCCUAAGAAAAUGUCAAAGCCUGUCAUUUUUCGGUUAGCCACGAGCAACGACAUAACGGCACAGAUGAAAACGCUGAGCAUUGUCCUCCUCGAUGGUAACGAUGUGAAACGUUUGUGUACCUUGCUGCAAGCGUCUGGGGUCAAAAUUUCCGGGCAUCGAUGA
Messenger RNA from Lithohypha guttulata, 897 nucleotides. RefSeq lists its product as uncharacterized. The record is from RefSeq and is a predicted model, not a curated record. The transcript has a single exon. Lineage: Eukaryota; Fungi; Ascomycota; Eurotiomycetes; Chaetothyriales; Trichomeriaceae. Bases 1 to 897 code for a protein of 298 amino acids.